GACAGAAGCUGAAGCAACCUUAACCAUUUGAUUUCCCUCUUCUUUGUUCUCCAUACUUAUGGUCCACAGCAAUAUACACACUCCUCUCAAGCUCCCACCGUUAUCCCAACCCCAUCUUCCUCUUCCCACGCGCUUCACCACCAUGCCUCUUCUACUCGCUCGCACACCACCAUCUUCACUUCCUCCAAUCCUUCACCACCACUACAACAACAACAACCACCACCUUCUAAUCGCACCUUCUCAGAAGCGCUUCCCUCUCAUUGCAGGGCCAAUUCUUCUUCCCCGGCGCAUUCUAGCAUCAUCGCCUCUCAAGUGCGCCUCCAUCAACGGAGUCCCCAUUCUUAACAAUCCCGAAGCUUCCACAGAACAAGUCCACGCCGGCGAGUUACUUCAGAGGAUUCGCAAAUGGCUCGACUUUUUACCGUUGAUACUUCCCGGCGGGCGGUGGUGGGACUUCUCUGACGACGUUGACGUUCAGCUGGUGGCGCAGCCGGUGACCGUGUGGCGCGCGCUAGGCAAAAUGUGGGAGCUUGUCGCGCGUGACAGAUGGGUGAUCAUCGCUGCUUUCUCUGCUCUCAUUGUUGCUGCUGUUUCGGAGAUUUCUAUUCCGCAUUUCUUGACGGCGUCCAUUUUCUCGGCACAAAGUGCGGACCUUGCUGUUUUUCAUCGGAAUGUACGCUUGUUGGUUCUGUUGUGCGUGACUUCGGGAAUAUGCAGUGGGAUACGAGGUUGCUGUUUUGGCAUUGCAAACAUGAUUCUGGUUAAGAGGAUGAGAGAAACGCUAUACUCUUCUCUUCUACUGCAGGACAUAUCGUUUUUUGACAAUGAAACGGUAGGUGAUUUGACAAGUAGGCUUGGGGCUGAUUGUCAACAAGUGUCAAGAGUUAUUGGAAAUGAUCUUAACUUGAUAUUGCGCAACUUUCUUCAGGGUGGAGGUUCAUUAAUCUACUUGUUGAUUUUAUCUUGGCCACUUGGUUUAUGUACAUUGGUGAUUUGCUCCAUAUUAGCAGCAGUCAUGUUACGCUAUGGAAGUUACCAGAAAAAGGCAGCAAGGUUGAUCCAAGAAGUCACUGCUUCGGCAAAUGAUGUAGCUCAAGAGACAUUCUCUCUUAUUAGAACUGUACGAGUUUAUGGAACAGAAGAAGAAGAAUAUGGAAGGUAUAAUUGGUGGCUAGGGAAAUUAGCUGACAUCAGCUUGCGACAAAGUGCUGCUUAUGGAGUUUGGAAUUUUAACUUUAAUAUCCUUUAUCAUUCAACUCAGGUUAUUGCUGUGCUAUUUGGAGGAAUGUCUAUUCUAGGGGGUCAUAUCACAGCUGAGAAACUUACCAAGUUUAUUCUAUACAGUGAAUGGUUAAUCUACUCUACCUGGUGGGUGGGAGACAAUAUAUCCAAUUUGAUGCAAUCAGUUGGGGCUAGUGAAAAAGUAUUCCAUUUAAUGGAUCUCUCCCCUAGCAGCCAAUUCACAGAAAAAGGUAUAAAGUUGCAGAGGUUAAUGGGGUGUAUUGAGUUUCUAAAUGUAUCUUUUCACUAUCCUUCGAGGCCAACGGUAUCUGUAGUGCAACAUGUUAGCUUUGCUGUCCAUCCUGGUGAGGUGGUUGCAAUAGUUGGACUUAGUGGUAGUGGAAAAAGCACAUUGGUGAAUCUUUUGCUCCGUCUCUAUGAGCCUACGAAUGGUCAGAUUUUGGUAGAUGACAUCCCUAUUCAAGACUUGGACAUCAUGUGGUGGAGAGAGAGAAUUGGAUUUGUGGGCCAGGAACCCAAACUCUUCCGGAUGGAUAUUAGUUCAAACAUUAGAUAUGGAUGUAGAGAUGUAAAGCAGGAGGAUAUUGAAUGGGCUGCAAAGCAAGCCUAUGCUCAUGACUUUAUCUCAGCACUUCCCAAUGGUUAUGGGACACUUGUUGAUGAUGAUCUGUUAAGUGGAGGACAAAAGCAGCGAAUUGCUAUUGCUAGGGCCCUUCUUAGGGACCCAAAAAUAUUGAUCCUUGAUGAAGCCACCAGUGCACUUGAUGCUGAAAGUGAGCAUAAUGUCAAGGGUGUUCUUCGGUCUGUGAGAAGUGAUUCUGCAACCAGAAGUGUCAUAGUCAUCGCACACAGGCUUUCUACCAUACAAGCAGCUGACAGGAUUGUGGUGAUGGAUGGUGGUCAAAUUGUUGAGAUUGGAAGUCACAGGGAUCUUCUCUUAAGAGAUGGUUUAUAUGCACGGUUAACUAGGAAACAGGCUGAUGCCAUGGCAUGAUUUGGGUUUCAAAAGCAGAUAUUCUAUUUUUCAUCAGCCUUCAUUUUAGAGGCAGUACAGUGAGGCAGCAACUAUUUUUUUCCUUGUUGCUGAUCAAUGUAUUUAUAGUACCAUACAAGAAAAUUGGAAAAGUUCAGCAAAGAGGGAAGCUGCACAGAAGUUUUGAUUUAAAAUGCAUAGCGGCUUCAGAAAGAUUUCACUCUAUCAGGUUCCAAGGCAGAUUCAAAAGCAAACGUAACUAAGUUACUGGCCGUAUUCAUAGUCAAGAUGCUGAGAAGCGUCAGAUGAUACUGCCAAUAACCAUAUAGAUUGUUCAUUUUAUACAUGUAGUUUAAAUUUUAACUCUUGAUGAUGUUUUAUUUAAAAUACCACCUGCCCCUGUUUCAUGACACUUUGUACUCAUAAUAUUG
Molecule: messenger RNA, 2646 nt
Organism: Vigna umbellata (rice bean)
Lineage: Eukaryota; Viridiplantae; Streptophyta; Magnoliopsida; Fabales; Fabaceae
Gene: ABCB26
Product: transporter associated with antigen processing protein 1
Biological process (GO): transmembrane transport
Cellular component (GO): membrane
Molecular function (GO): ABC-type oligopeptide transporter activity; ATP hydrolysis activity; ATP binding
Source: RefSeq, a predicted model, not a curated record